AUGGGCGCGGAGGCGCGGGACCUCAGCGCGCUGCUGCCCCCCUCGCUGGCGGGCGGCGGCGGCCCCAUGGCGGCGAGCGGCGCCGCGCAGUGGGCGCCCGUCCUCGACUUCCCGCCGCCGCCGCCGCCGGCCGCCGCCUCCUACGGCCCGCUGGCCCCGCACGCCGCCUUCAUCAAGCAGGAGCCGGCCUGGAGCGCCUCGGAGCCCCACGAGGAGCAGUGCCUCAGCGCCUUCACCGUCCACUUCUCGGGCCAGUUCACCGGCACCGCCGGCGCCUGCCGCUACGGGCCCUUCGCCGCCCCCCCGCCGCCCCCGCCCCCCCCGCCCGGCCAGCCGCCCCCCCCGGGCCAGGCGCGCCUCUUCCCCAGCGGGCCCUACCUGCCCAGCUGCCUGGAGAGCCAGCAAGCCAUCCGCAACCAAGGUUACGGCACAGUGGCGUUUGAUGGAACUCCAAGUUAUGGCCACACUCCCUCUCACCACGCAGCACAGUUUACAAACCAUUCCUUUAAACACGAGGACCCCAUCGCCCAACAGACAUCUCUAGGUGACCAGCAGUAUUCGGUGCCUCCCCCAGUCUAUGGCUGCCACACUCCCACGGACAGCCAGGCCUUACUCCUGAGGAGCCCGUACAACAGUGACAAUUUAUAUCAAAUGACCUCACAGCUUGAAUGCAUGACAUGGAAUCAAAUGAACUUGGGAUCUACACUUAAGGGCCAUGCAGCAGGAUAUGAAAGCGAUAGCCAUGCAGGUCCUAUGUUAUACAGCUGUGGGGCUCAAUAUAGAAUACAUACCCAUGGAGUCUUUAGAGGAAUACAAGAUAUGCGGAGAGUGCCUGGAGUAGCUCCUACAAUUGUUAGAUCUGCAAGUGAAACAAAUGAGAAAAGGCCCUUCAUGUGUACAUACCCUGGCUGUAACAAGCGAUACUUUAAAUUGUCUCAUCUGCAUAUGCACAGUAGAAAACACACUGGUGAGAAACCAUACCAGUGUGACUUUAAGGAUUGUGAACGAAGGUUUUCUCGUUCAGAUCAACUCAAACGACACCAAAGACGACACACAGGUGUGAAACCCUUCCAGUGUAAAACCUGCCAGAGAAAGUUCUCCAGAUCUGAUCACCUGAAGACUCACACCAGGACUCAUACAGGUAAAACAAGUGAAAAGCCCUUCAGUUGCCGGUGGCCCAGCUGUCAAAAAAAAUUUGCCCGGUCUGAUGAAUUGGUUCGUCAUCAUAAUAUGCACAACAGGAACAUGACUAAACUUCAACUUACCCUUUAAAUGUUUCACACUAUAUGUACAAAGCAGAUGGGACUCUAUGAACUACUGCAAACAUUUCAACCAUUGUCUUUCAACUUCUUAGGAAAUCUUCUGGCGUCUUCAUAAUGCAGUUGAGACAAGUUAACUAAAUUGCGGGAUU
Messenger RNA from Euleptes europaea (tarantolino), 1411 nucleotides. It is a transcript of the gene WT1, whose product is annotated as WT1 transcription factor. Lineage: Eukaryota; Metazoa; Chordata; Lepidosauria; Squamata; Sphaerodactylidae. The transcript is spliced from 9 exons. Gene Ontology annotation, biological process: negative regulation of cell population proliferation; negative regulation of apoptotic process; regulation of transcription by RNA polymerase II. Bases 1 to 1272 code for a protein of 423 amino acids. Gene Ontology annotation, molecular function: DNA-binding transcription factor activity, RNA polymerase II-specific; RNA polymerase II cis-regulatory region sequence-specific DNA binding. The record is from RefSeq and is a predicted model, not a curated record. Gene Ontology annotation, cellular component: nucleus.